Molecule: messenger RNA, 1850 nt
Organism: Dioscorea cayenensis subsp. rotundata (Guinea yam)
Lineage: Eukaryota; Viridiplantae; Streptophyta; Magnoliopsida; Dioscoreales; Dioscoreaceae
Product: L-type lectin-domain containing receptor kinase SIT2-like
Exons: 2
Coding region: 74-1618 (514 amino acids)
Biological process (GO): protein phosphorylation
Cellular component (GO): plasma membrane
Molecular function (GO): ATP binding; carbohydrate binding; protein kinase activity
Source: RefSeq, a predicted model, not a curated record
CACUAAAAUUUGCAUUUCAGCCUACUUAAUUGAUCUUUGUAUUUUCUGUUUGGCUGAUGACUGAUGAGAGAAGAUGCAACAGCUCAAAUUAGUUCUUCUAUGGGCCCUCAUGGCAGAGGUAGCAACUUCGGCCACUGUUGAUAGCUUCAUCUUCACCAAUGGAUUCACCGGCAGCAAACUUGUACUGGAUGGACUAGCAUCGAUCACUGAAAAUGGCCUUUUGAGGCUCACUAAUGACACCAAACAAUCAACGGGACAUGCCAUCUAUCCAACAUCAUUUAACUUUCUCCAACCUUCAACAGGCACUGCUGUGGCCUGUGAUCACUACAUACUUGGUUGGAGUUUUAAGCUGAAUGGAUUAGUACCUGAAGCUCUAAAUAUUUCUACACUGCCUUCUCUCCCUGAACAUACAGCAAUCAAGGAAAAAGCAAAGUAUCCGAUAACAAUAUGGUUGACUGCUGUUGGGUCCGUGGUCUUGUUAACAAGCGUGGUUGUAGUAGUUAUGUUUAUCAUUAUGAGGAGAAGAAGGAUCAAGUUUGCAGAGCUGGUUGAAGACUGGGAGCGCCAAUAUGGUCCCCAUCGUUUCUCAUACAAAACUUUGUUCACGGCCACAAAAGGAUUCAAGGACAAACAGCUUCUUGGAGUUGGAGGAUUUGGAAAAGUCUACAAAGGAGUGCUGCCCAAAUCCAAUACUGAGGUUGCUGUGAAAAGAAUAUCUCAUGAAUCAAUGCAAGGGAUGAGAGAGUUCGUAGCUGAGAUAGUAACACUAGGCCGGCUCCGGCACCGCAACUUGGUUCAGCUCCUCGGGUACAGCCGGAGAAAAGGAGAGCUUCUCUUGGUCUAUAACUACAUGCCUAAUGGCAGCCUUGGUGAAUUCCUCCAUUGCAACGAUAAGCCAGCUCUAAACUGGUCUCAGAGAUUGCAUAUCAUCAAAGGAGUGGCUUCUGGCCUUCAAUACUUGCAUGAAGAUUGGGAGCAAGUAGUAAUACACAGAGACAUAAAGGCCAACAAUGUGUUGCUAGAUAGCGAAUUGAAUGGCAAAUUAGGAGACUUCGGUCUCGCGAGACUCUACGAUCAUGAUAUGGACCCUCAAACAACACAAGUGGCCGGAACUAUGGGGUAUAUUGCGCCGGAGCUUGCUAGAACUGGAAGACCAACUACACUGACUGAUGUUUUUGCCUUUGGAGUUUUUGUGUCAGAGGUUGCAUGCGGAAGGAGACCUAUAGACUUCAAGUUAAAAGGUGAUAAUCAGAUUGUGCUGGUGGAUUGGGUGCUAGAGAAUUGGAAAAAGGGAACAGUUCUUGAUAGCAUAGACCAGAGGUUGGGAGAUGAGUACAUUGUGGAUGAGAUGAAGCUUGUGUUGGAGCUUGGGUUGUUAUGUUCUCAUCCAUUGCCAGCAUUAAGGCCAAGCAUGAAGCAAGUGGUUCAGUGUUUGAAUGGUGAUGCCCAAUUGCCACCACUGUCGUCUCUUGCUUUCUCAAACUUUGACCUCCUAGCAUUGCAGCAAAAUGAAGGGUUUGAUAAGUAUGUGUUAUCAUAUCCCAGCUCUAGCAUUCCUACAUCUGAAAGCAAUAAUGCGGAUUCCAGAUCCAUAAGCAUUGAAGAACAGAGUAUGUGAAGAUUUUAUUUAUUUCAGCAAACUUCAAUAAUUUUAUAUAUGUUAUGUUUAGUGUAAACCAGUAACUGUGAUCUGUCAUAUCACAGAUAUAUAUAUAUAUAUAUAUAUUGUAUCAGUGAAUGAGCGAAGUGGGCUGCAACCUCUCUCUGUUUAGAGCUCUGCUUCUGCAACUCAAUCUCAAAAUUUCAGUAAUAAUCCUUUGAAUCUUCAACGUCAUUUAUCCUUUAAUUUA